Molecule: messenger RNA, 4267 nt
Organism: Melanotaenia boesemani (Boeseman's rainbowfish)
Lineage: Eukaryota; Metazoa; Chordata; Actinopteri; Atheriniformes; Melanotaeniidae
Gene: mdfi
Product: MyoD family inhibitor
Exons: 5
Coding region: 509-1420 (303 amino acids)
Source: RefSeq, a predicted model, not a curated record
UCCAAUAGCAGCAGCAGCAACAGCAGCACAAGUCUGGGGCAAGUACAGUGGGUGUGAGGGGACAGGGCAGACAAAUACACAGAAAGGAUACACAACUUAUUUUGAGACUUAAACGGGACUGGAAAGGUGCUGUCAGUAGAUUUCGCUUGAAGAAACAUAGUAAAAUGUAAAGAAACGAGCAGCGUAAACAAAGAGAUUUCAGCGAGCCUGCAGUCAAACUUCCCAACAUCUGGUCUGCUGGAGGACGGGGCGAGCCGGAGUGAGACACUUUGGAGGCGGAGAGAGUGCUAUCUCUGCUGGAGAAAAUGCACUGAAUCUGGAGUUUAUGUCACCUGCAUGAGCUGAAAGUGGUUAUUUUGUGGUCGUGUAAAGUGUCCUAAAGGGUCCUAAGGAGGGCUUCACGUCCACCUGAAGCGAUAGGAGAUGAUCUAAUCAAAAUCUCGACUGCUCAGCGCCAGCCUGAACGAAGGCUCAGUCACCUCCUCCCAGAAAAGCCAGGCUUAGGCCCAUGGAUGAGGAGAGGAGUGCCACAGCCAUCUCUCUAGAUCCACCUGAUGAUGGAGACCCUGGUCUACCAGCUCCACAACCUAGUUCCCAAACAACCUCAAACACAGAGAGAGAAAACAGCUGCCCCAACCCAAACCCCUGUCCUGGUGAAGAUGUGGCCUACACCUACACUGAGCCCCUCAUAUUGAGGGUUAAUGGCACCCCAGAAAGGUUGCUAGGUGAUGAUGGAGACAGUUGCAAUUACAACACCAGCCUCUCACAUUCAACGCUUGCAACACCCAACAAGAGUAUCACAUCUCAACCAGCAGCCAGAUCCACACCCAUCCACCACACACAGUCAUGUGCAACGCAGCCCAGCAGCCAGCUACGCAACGGAGCCAAGAGCCACGAACACACACAUACGCACUGUCCGCAUCACACACACACACCUCAUCUGCAUGCACUUCAUUCCAACAUCGUCAGGAACGGUGGCUCUCAUAAACAUCCCAAGCUGGGCUCCCUCCCGAGAGGCGGCUCAUCCACCUCCUCAUCUUCUUCGGCAGGGCCCAAACACACCAAGAAGCUGCAGUCCAACCCCUCCAUCACCUCCCACAGCAGUAAAAGGAGCAAGAGCAGCUCCAAGAGCAACAGUUCCCAGAUUCCCACCGAGGCACAGGAUGACUGCUGCGUUCACUGUAUUCUGGCCUGCCUUUUUUGUGAGUUCCUAACUCUGUGCAACAUUGUGCUGGACUGUGCCACCUGCGGCUCCUGCGCGGGCAACGACUCGUGUCUCUGCUGCUGCUGUGCAUCGGAGGAAUGUGGCGACUGUGACCUGCCCUGUGACAUGGACUGUGGCAUCAUUGACGCCUGCUGCGAGUCUGCAGACUGCUUGGAGAUUUGUAUGGAGUGUUGCAGCCUUUGCUUCUCCUCCUGAGGCCCACAACCACCACUAAGUGUUGCAAAGUGAUGCUUUCUCUAAGGCACAGGAUUAACUAUGGCCAGCUCCUCAACAGAGCUAAGAGAAGCUAUACCCAGUCUUCGCUGCCUGAGCAAUGUGAUCCACAUUAUGUCGACUGGAGUUGGCUCUUAUUUAUGUGCAAGGUGUCCUACAAGGUUUGUCAAAUAAGAGAUCUAACAUAAUGCUGAGGGCAGUCAUAUAUGAAUUCUUAUUUCCUUUGUUGAUCACAUCACAGGACAAAUGCCUUCUUUGCUUUGUCUUAGCUGUUGGUUCAUUGCUACACAGCUGGGUGUGUGGUUUAGAGAAAAUUCCAACACUGAUCUGUGAGUCUGCCGGGCUGUGCAAACCGAGCCUCCGGACCCUCACUGAUCCAGUUAUUAAUACAAUGAAGCCCCUAUUGCCAUCUGAAUUACUGGAGUUCUUCAAGCAUGAAAAAUGACCUCCAAAGGCAAAUGAGAAAAUGGCUCCGUUUAACUGGAUUUUAGUGUUUCUGUAGAUAAGAGCAGUAGCAUAAUGGGAAAAUGGACGCUCAGAUCUCCGUAAAAACGCAGUCUGUCCUUCUGUCAUUGGCAAGGUUAAAGUCUUCCAGUUAAGAGCUUACAGUGGCUUUUAUAAAAUACACAUUCCAACAGCAAAGGGCUGAAUCCUUCACUGUAUUUGCGCUUGUUGCAUUGUAGAAAAUAGAGAAAACAUCAAUGGUGGCUUGUGGCAAUAUUUUAGAUGGAUCUCUUUUGCUAAAACGCAUCUUUUCUUACUGGACCGAUUCAGAGAGGAAUCAUGGAGGCCUCAUGCAUCUGCCAGGAUACCCUGCUAUACGAGUACUGUAAGUAAUGGACACGUCUUCUACUCCAACAUGUGAAGGGAGAGCUUUAUUACCCAAAAAUCUCUCCUCAUCUAAUAUUUCACAUUUUGUUUACUUUCACAUUUGAUUUGAGAAGCUUUGACUGUAUUUAGUGAAUUUUUUUUUUUUUUUUUUUUUUUUUUGCUCAUCUGGUUAAAGACUGGAAGGCAUCAUCUCUUUUUAAAUACAUUUCAUUUUUCUGUCAUUCUUGUCACGUGAACAGAUGGCCUUGGCUUAGCUUAAGGCUUGAAUUUUCAAAUAGUUUCCUCGACUUUACCAAAUCUCUAUUAAUCCUUGUUUUGUAGAUUUUAGUUAAGAUAUUUGCAUUUUUCCUCUAAUGUGAAAAAGAAAAAAAAUCACAUUUCUGUGUUAUCGGGUUUUGCUGGGCUUGUUGUAAAGCGUUGCUUCAAAUCUAAAUCAGUUCCUUGAGUGAAAAUCUCAUGAAAUUAUGCUAAGCUAAAUCCACAUGCCCAUAUUAUAAAUGGUACAGUAUGAUAAUAGGCCUGCACUCACCAUAUCGAGUGAUGCGUACCUUCUCCAACCCAAUACCUCUUGAGAUGUCACUUAGAUCGGUUGUGCAUUUUACAGUGACUUGAUGCAAAUCUCUUUCCUCUGAUGAAAUACUGUUAGAGAAAUCCUUUUUUAUUGGAAAUAUGAAAGAGUUUACUCUUUCUGAACCUAAGUUUCUAGACCUUUACUUGCAUGUACAUAGAAGUACUAUUGUUCUAGAGUGACUUAGCUGUUUGAUAAAACCCUAUUUUAAGGGUUUAAAUCUUACACUGAGGAUAAAAAUACAUUACAAUAGUACUUAACUUGAUAGCACCAAAGCAGAAAAUGCAUAAUGCAUUUUACAACUUGUAUUUUCACGUAGUCUAAGGCAUUCAGCUAAAGCAACUUGAGAAGAUAUGCGUUGGACUGAAUGUGUUUUAAAUUUUUGAGACAUUUUCAAAUCCUGGAGAGCCCCAAAACAAUGCAACUUUUUUAGAGAUUUAUGAUGGGAGAACUGAUCAUGCCAUGUAAUGAUAUGUACAGUAGUGGUAACAAUGUUCAUUUUUUUGGUAUUUACAAAACAUUCCAAGUACAAAAUAAAAUCGCAGUGCUUCAUCUAGGGAGCUGUUCUCAGUCACUAGAGCAGGACAUUGUGAAAAAUAUUUCUAGUAUGUGCAAUGUUAUCUCAUGUUCAUGUGAAAACAAGAUAUAAACCGUUUCCUAAACAACACUGGUUACUUAACAGAAAACAAAAGAUAAAAACAGUUUUGUACCACUGGAUUACAGUUGGCCAACCAGCUAAUAAAAUAAGUUGUCGUAUACAUCAUAUACACCGAGAGACAACCAGCCACUCACACUCACUUCUGUGAAGAAUUUAGUGUGACUAAUUAACCUAAGAUGCAUGUGUUUGGAUGGUGGGAGGAAGUCGGAGUACCCGGAGGGAAUCCAUGCAUACACAGGGUGAACAUGCAAACUCCACAAUGAAAUUUUUUUUUGCCGUCUGAAUAUCUUUGAAUAUACAUUGAUGCUGGGAAGUGCUUCACAGCUUGUGGAGAAGAGGAACAGUCUGGAUACAUCAUAGAAAACACUGUUUACUUGGUCUGGUAAUGCAGAACAUAAAACAAACUCCUAGUUACUCAUAUCUUCCAAUAUAUCCCUUGUGUUCGUUUAAGCAAUCACAGCAAUACUGGAAGAAAAUGUGUUGAUUUUCAGUGAUUUCAAUAUUCAGUAUUAUACAUUUUCUUUUUGUCUGUGUUAAAACUUUCAUUAACUAUAGAAAUAUCAUGGACUUGUGUCAUUAUGAGAGUUUGGAAAAUUAUGAGUUUGGAUAUUGAAUUAAAGGGCUGGCUGUCUCUGCUAGUACUCUUAAAGUUAUUGUAUCCCAGCUGAGUUGUUACUAGACUGUAGUCCACUAUGUCAUCUUGUUUACAUUACCCCACUUUAAUGUCCAUUUGAGUUGCUGUCUUGGAAGUCACAUUAACAUCUUUGUUUAA